Messenger RNA from Physcomitrium patens, 1518 nucleotides. Its product is annotated as SNF1-related protein kinase regulatory subunit beta-2. The record is from RefSeq and is a predicted model, not a curated record. NCBI's taxonomy places the organism in Eukaryota, Viridiplantae, Streptophyta, Bryopsida, Funariales, Funariaceae. Gene Ontology annotation, molecular function: protein binding.
UGUGUUUGUUGGACUCAGGGUGGCGAGGCUGCGAGUUGGCCAGGUCUGUGAGAGGCGGAGGGCGCCAGGCGCAUGGCGGAGGGGUGGUGUUUUCUGCGAUUGGAGGCUUCGUUAGAUCGAUUGCUCGAGAGAUGAUCGAAGUGGCGGGAUUGAGAGCGAUCUUGAAGAGGUUUGGGUUGUGGGUUUUGCGAAACGGGGAUGCGAAUGAGGAAUUGGUUAGUUGGUGAGCGGGGGUGGUGAUCCAAGGGGAGGUGGUUGUGGUGAGGAUAGUGGUGUGAGGGAAUGGGGAACACGAAUGGGCGAGAAGUAGGUGCUGGAGGAGGAGGGCAGCACUCGCAAUCGGCCGUAGGCGGCCAUGGCGCAGUGGGUGGGCAGCGAGUAGGGCACCCUGGAUAUGGGGUUCCACCGCCCGGGAGCCAUGGACACCCUCAAGCUCAGCAGAUGCGUGAUCAGGGGCGGCUUGGUCAUGCUCCGUCUACGGAGAGUAUGAGCCAAAGCCCUUCUGAAAGCCCCGGCAGCGCCGCGCGAUCGCCUCUCAUGUUCACUCCUCAGGUGCCUAUGGUGCCAAUCUCUAAACCAAAUGAGUUGAGUUUGGGAGGAUAUGCACAGACGCAGCGUGCUUCCCAACAAGCUUAUUAUGAGACGAGUUUGUAUGGAGAGCCUGACAAGGGGGUGGCUACUAUGAUUGUGUGGAGUCAUGGUGGCGGCAAUGUUGGUGUCAUAGGCUCAUGGGAUAACUGGCAAACAAGGCAACCACUUCAGAGGUCUGGUAGGGACUUCACAUUGAUUAAAGUUCUUCAACCAGGAGUCUAUCAGUACAAGUUUUGGGUGGAUGGAGUGUGGAGGUACGCACAUGAUUUGCCUGCAGUAUCAGAUGACACAAACAACGUAAACAAUGUGCUGGACGUGCAGGAUUACGUACCAGAGAAUCUUGACAGUGUUGCUGGGUUUGAUCCACCACGAUCACCUGAAUCCAGCUACAACGAUCCAUUGCCUGGCCCUGAAGACUUUGCCAAGGAACCUCCAACAGUGCCCCCGCAUCUCCAUUUGACGCUGUUAAACGUGCCACAACAGAAUGAAGCCUCAGCAAGUCUUCCCCGGCCACAGCAUGUAAUUUUAAACCACUUGUACGUUGAGAAGGAGAAAACCAAUCGUUCUGUUAUUGUGCUUGGUACUACAAAUCGCUUUCGAUCAAAGUACGUGACGACUGUACUGUACAAGCCCUUGAUGAUGUGAGUUUUGGAAAUGGCGGUUGUGGCGGGGCUCAUAUACAAGUUGAAGACCAACGUCCAAUUUAUUUAUAUGUAGUGUACACAUUAGGUUGUGCCUGGCAUACAACUGUGGCCAGAGCACCCCCCGCCAGAGCUCGCAGAGCACAGGUUGCAGUAAUGAAAUUGAAUUUCGAAGGCGUGAUGUGGAGACCUUAUUUCUUGAGUUGUGAUCUGAUAGAGUUGGUACUGCCUGCACAGAUGUAUAUUUAAAUCCGCAGAAGUUAAAAUUAUCUAGUUCUAAACAGCA